Messenger RNA from Postia placenta MAD-698-R-SB12, 3669 nucleotides. RefSeq lists its product as hypothetical. The record is from RefSeq and is a predicted model, not a curated record. Gene Ontology annotation, molecular function: protein binding. Bases 1 to 3669 code for a protein of 1222 amino acids. The transcript is spliced from 14 exons. NCBI's taxonomy places the organism in Eukaryota, Fungi, Basidiomycota, Agaricomycetes, Polyporales, Adustoporiaceae.
AUGGUCGUUGAAAACGUAAACGUUAUAUCUCUCUCGGCCAUCCUGCAUCGCUUUGCAUUAUCGGAGACUUCACUCGAGGACAUCAAAUCGAAGGAAUCCAGAAGGGGUCCAUGGUUAGGUGGUGUGGAGAGCUGGAAGGAAUUCUGCAGGCGCUCGACAGUGCUGGACAACAACUGGGCUGGGCAUGGAUUUGUUCUGGAGGGAGGUUACACAUCCCAGGACGGCGUAUUGCGCUUCCAAAUCGAUGAAGAGCAGCAGACAAUGCUGUCCUUAUCGCGCGCGGGCGGCAUGACCGUGCAUGCAAUGGAGGACAACCGCGUCCUUUGGAGGUUUAGUCCAAGAUACUUGUUCCGCAGCACGUGCGAGCUGUCUGACGGCUUCCUGGUAUUUCCCAGCAGAGAUCGAGGCAUAGAGAUAUGGCGCCGCGCAUCAGAUAUUUCCGUCGACACCUCAUCGCACACUGGCGUGCAUGCCAUUCCAACACCCAUCACGCUAUCGCCCGCUGCGGCGCGUGCGUUCCAAUUCGAAGAGGCGCGGGCGACUGCCGCCCAAUUGCCGCUCGGGCAUUCUGAGAAAGGCCUGCGGGGAAGAUACGCACCACAUGCAUACAUCGGCGCACCGCAUGUCGGCGUCGUGCGGAUAUUCCGCCUGCGGUUCCCCGUGCUUGCGCUGAUGAGCUCGCAAGAUGGUGGCGCCUUGCUCUUGUUCGACGUCCGGGACGGUACGCUCUUACGGCGGAUCUCCUCAUUUGAUAUGGACCACGUUGUCGGUGCUCCACCGAGUUUCGCUCUGGCCCCGAUCUCGGACCGUGUUGUGAUGGAUCUCGAUGUGACCGAGGGCUACAUCGCCGUGUGCUUGCACUCGGCCGUCGUGAUUGUACCUCGCCGUGGAGAGGUGAAGCCCGGCAUGGCAGACGACUCUAGGGCGACGAGGAUCCUGGUGCUUGCGGAAGACAAACCGCCGCAAUUUUACCGAGAGGUUGGGAUGCAAUUGCGGAAGCUACCUGACGUCAACCGCUCAAGGGUGGCACCGGAGAUGAAACAUCUCACAGAAGGGAGCCUGGCCUGGGUUGCCGGUACGGACGCUCUGGAAGAAAUGGAGGUCGUACAUCCUCCGGAAGGGCCGCUUUCAGACGAUGCCCAAGCCCUUGUCCACGUUAGUGGUGUAUCCCGUCUUCCGCCCUAUUUCAUAGCAGCGCGAUUCUCGCCCGAUGGGAAGCACCUGGCCGCGAUCACCGCCUUCGGUCUGCUGUACCUCGUCCCCGACUUUGCGCGUGUUGAUCGUGAAAUUGUAUCUUUCUCCGACAUCGUGAAACGCAUAUAUUUCGGACAGCCGUUGCGAGAUCUUGCUUGGGAAGGACAGCCAAACCGACUUGCUAUACAGGCAGCUUCCGACGAGAUCUACAUAGUCAACGUCGACCCGGCGUACUAUCUCCCAGGAGGCAAGCAAGGAGGUCCCCCUGUGUCAUCGAGCGAUCCGUUUACGCGCAUAUCGGUCUUGCGUCUCGCGGACUUCAGCGACUCAGAGUCCGGGCGCCCGCAGAGCAUGUCGAGCAGCGACUUGCAGAUCACGCACACUGCUCUCUGGACGAUAUGGGAUCCGUCGUUGCUGAGCCGUGCGGUGCGCCAGCGCGCACAGCGGGAUGGUGGUAGCCUCGGUGAUGUUUCGGGGGAGGGAAAUGGGGCGCCUGUGGCAGAUAGGUCAAGCUACUUUGACUCUGGUCAACGCCUGACACGCAGUAUUUCUGAUAUUGCAAGCGAAGCGCUCACCCAAGGCUUGUCAGAGCGAUUCUGGUCUGCCAUCAUGCCCCGAGAAAAGAAGAGGCAGAAACAGCCUGCUCGGUCCCGGAAAUCCACUUGCAUAUCCCCCACCGCCACAAAUAUCAAAGAUCUUCCGGCGGAGAUCCUUAUUGAGAUUCUGUCUCUGACGUGUUUCAAAGAUAUAUUAUCUUUCCAACAGGUAUGCAGGCAUGCCUGUCAAAUCGUCGCAGGGAGCAAACGUCUGCGGUAUAUCGUUUCUUUGGGGCUUGCAAAUUGCGUGGACGGCUCGUCAGAGAACAAAGGUAGCACAUCCGAGCGGCUCAAGGCCCUUGCCGAUCGCCACGGCGCGUUCAGGCAAGCUAGCUUUCUUUUGAAGGACAAGGUCAUAUACCUUCCGUGCAUUCCCGGGUUGCUCAGACACUGGGACUGUCAGGGCGGGCUACUUGUCUGUGCUUACAGAAGUCCUGGCCAGGGCCCUGACCUGCGAGAGCCGCAGCCGUUCGAUAGCAUUGACGUGAAGUACAUCGGGUCACACGGGAAGCAACCGCCGGUACAAUGGAGUGCCCGCCUUGGAGAGGAUUGGAGUAGGUUCAGUAUGGACCCUAGUCAGGACCUUUUGGUAUUAUGGGAAGAGAGCACUGUCUGGCACAUCCCCUGCACGAACGUUGACUUAGAGCUGUCCAGCGUGAAGUUCUUGCACCUCUCGGAUGGCACUCCUCAUAAACGUGCUUGCCCCGACGUUAAGGAUAUUGAGUUACCAAUACAUUCUGACUGCAAUGAGCUGCAAAUCCGAGGGCCACUCAUCGGUCUAAGCACCGACAAGCAGAUGAUCAUAAUCGACUGGACUACCGGCGCCAAAGAGAGCCUUGAUAUGUGGCCAACCAAAACCAAUGGCUUCCUUCUAUCAGAAAACUGCCUAGUGGCAGUACCCAUUCGUAUGCGACCCACCGAUUCCAUCUUGCAAUCUCACGUUGCCAUAGACGUAUAUGCUGUGGAAAAUACUGGGACCAGCAUCAAGACCUCUCUGGUGGCGAAGUUCGAGUUACCGACGCCGAGGCCACACGUCUCGGCUCUUCUCACCAUCCAGAACUACAGCAGCGAGGGCGGUCGUCAUUCGGACCCCGCAUCGCACAAGUUCUCCGCGAGGCCGUUCCACAUUUCCCCUGCUGCGCAAGUAUUCGGGCUCGUCCUCGAGAUGAAGCACGAGGAUACGUCGGAGUCGGAGGAAGCCUCCUUCCUCGUUUUCGCACGCACACAGCCGUUCUUCGACGCGGUUGACCACCACAACCCGUACGCGGGGCGCCUCCGCCGCGCGUGGAAGAGAGUGCCCUGGCAGGAGUGGGUUCCCACAGGGACGUGGUGGUUCGAGGGUUAUGAGCCCUCGCAGAGCGACGAGUACUGGCCCUCGCAGUGUGGUACAAUGGUCAUGCUACGCGAUGGGCUCGUCGACCUGAAUUCGUUCGCGUCGCGGCGCGACCUCACGUGCGGGGCCACCGCGUUCCCAGGGGAUGCUGCGUUCACCGCCCGCAUUGCAUCGCCCCCGGUCAGUCGCGACGACCGCGAUCAUACGAGCCUGCGCACGGGCACCGCGCCUGAGCGUGCAGAUGAAUUCUUCGAAGAGCGGAUCCUGACGACCGUGCCGUUCCGGAAGACGUACUUCUGGAACCUCACUGCGAGCUUCGCACAGCGGGUGAAGCCGACGGAGGAGGGGCUACUUCUUGUGCAUCCAUGCCGGUGCGGGGACCACAUGCUGGGGUUCACCACUUUCGUUGCGUCGUGCCCGCACCCGAAUAUGGCUACACCCCGGGAAGGCUGUUCGUGUAGCGCGGAUGCACAAUCACAGUCACAACAAGGAUCGUCCCAACAGGCGACACUUCAGCAGGCACCACAGCAAGCUCCAUCAGAAUAA